Symbiodinium sp. CCMP2592 is the source of this 2085-nucleotide messenger RNA. The record is from the annotation of a GenBank genome assembly. Lineage: Eukaryota; Dinophyceae; Suessiales; Symbiodiniaceae.
AUGGAGAACUUGAUGCAGCGUUUCCCCGAGAAGAGGUAUGAUGUCACAAACUAUAUCGAAAGCUUCUGCCUGCUUUUCUGGUGUCCCUGCAUGGGGUGGCAGAGCAAGUCGCUGAUGUUGCAAAGCGAGGAGGUUCUGUACAAGCGACGGAAUCUCUGCUGCUCUGGUACCCAAAAGCGGCCUUACGCACAGCUGGGCUCCGUGGAGCUGCAUGACUCCUGCUGCGGUCUCUGUGUGGCCAUGAGCUCCAACUUGGAGCGUGUGAACGAGAAAGGCGAGGGUGGCAUCCGACCCUUCUUUGGCGUGGACCGUCCAUACACAGAGGAGAUCUGCAACGAGCUGCGAGCCCGGAUGGAGGGAAGAGGCGACACCGCCCAGCGGCAGCAGCAGACUUUCUUGCUCGAUCAAAUGACGAAACUCACGGCCGAGCUGCCGCUGAUCAUGGCGAAGCGUGGUAUCCAGUGGCCACCUCCUGCAUCGACAGUGGCGAAGAUCUUCCCAGAAGGAGCUCCGGCAUUCAAGACCUUCGCGGAGCUCUACAAUCCGGAGGAAGAAGUGAAGUUUGACACGCAAGCCUGGCACGUGGUCUGCUGCUGCGAACUUCUCAGCUGCCUCAGCCGCACGAUCGAGCUAGGCCCCGAUGAGGCUGUGAUUCGCACGACGCGUGGGCUGGGUCGCGCGAGCAUGAUCGAGCGACGCCCCUAUGCACAGAUCGACGACGUAGAGAAGGAGACGGCUUGCGGCUGUUGUGUGAGCAUGAAAGUCGGAGAGCUCAUCCAGGAGCCAAUCUCUAACGGAAUGGGCUGCGACGAAGAGACCAUUACCCAGAUUGUGGAUGAGUUGAAGCGUCGCAUUGAGAUCCGCGGGAACAUCGGUCAGAUGAAGAAGCUCGAGAGCAUCAUGUGCAAAGUGGAUGAUCUCAGGCUGCUGGUGCAGGUGUUCCAGCACGAGCUCGGUUUGGACAUGCAGUAUCCUCCUGAAGGCAUGGGGCUGCCUCCCAUCAGACCUCACUUGAAGCCAUCGGAAGACUUCCCGACGCGGGAGUUCGAGGUGACAAACUACUGCAUGUCCUUGUGCUGCUGCUUGACACAGCAGGACACCAUGAGGUUGGAGAAUGAUAAAGUCAUCACAAAGAGCAGCAACUGCAUCAGUGAGAACUUGAACAGCAUGCCUUAUGCGCAGAUCAGCUCUGUCGACGAAGACCGGUGUUGCUACUGUUGCAGAGGCGUGAAUGGAAUCAUUCCCGGUUGCGGAUGCCAGGGAGUCAAGGUCGCGGACCUGGCGAAUGAGCUGCAACAGCGAAAAGUGAAGCGUGGCGACAUCGCACAACUGAGGAACCAAGAGAACACCAUGCUCAAUGCUCUGGAGCUGAGUGUGCGUACUUCCAGCGUUCUGAAGAAGCUGGAUGUGGAGUAUCCGCCCUCGCAGGAGACCAUGGUGUCAGAGUAUGGCCACGGGUUUACGUUGCCUUCGGCGACGGAGGGCUACUUGGGAGAGGUCCAUCUGGGGCCCUCCGAGCAGCAUGGGGAGAAGGACUACAGCGUCACGAACUAUCUUGAGUCCUGUUGCAUCUGUUUGAGGUCUCUUGGUCUCGCUGGCUGGCAAACGCAGCGCCUGCACUUGGGAGAGGAGGAGGUGACGCUUACCAAGAAGGAUUUCUGCGCGACGAGCACGAUGAGGAUGCCGUAUGCCCAACUAGGCUCGGUGGAUGUCGAGACGAUUUGUUGUGGGAGCUGCUUCAAGGUGGAGACAGACGGAGGCAUCAUCCAGCCGAAGUGUGGAUGCGACAAGGGUCUCAUAGACGAGAUCUCGGAGGAUCUGCAGAAUCGAAAGGUUACUCGUGGCAAUAUCGCGCAGGUGAGGAUGCAGGAGAAUCUGAUGAUCGAGGUGAUCAAGCUGGGUGUUCAGCUGGAUCAGAUCGCACGGAAGGAGGGUGUGGUGUAUCCGCCCAGCCAGGAGACCAUGAUCCAGGUCUUCGGUCCCGGUCCAAAGCAAAGGAGCCAGAGCUUUCAAUUCCGAAGGGGAGAUGGCAGGUCGCCGAAGCCGACGCUUUUGGGGUGCUGUUUCGGUUCUCCCUCCUUUUGA